Messenger RNA from Wasmannia auropunctata (little fire ant), 4450 nucleotides. RefSeq names its product voltage-gated potassium channel subunit beta-2 (gene Hk). Bases 97 to 1482 code for a protein of 461 amino acids. Gene Ontology annotation, cellular component: voltage-gated potassium channel complex; cytoplasm. The record is from RefSeq and is a predicted model, not a curated record. Gene Ontology annotation, molecular function: potassium channel regulator activity; transmembrane transporter binding; voltage-gated potassium channel activity. Gene Ontology annotation, biological process: potassium ion transport; regulation of potassium ion transmembrane transport. The transcript is spliced from 9 exons. Lineage: Eukaryota; Metazoa; Arthropoda; Insecta; Hymenoptera; Formicidae.
CGCACCGUGAUAUCGGCCUGUGCUCUCCGCAUUCCUCCCUCCCUCCAAAAGUGUUUCCAAUUUAGAUUGACAAACGGUUCCACAACGGCGUCAGCAAUGUCGCGAUUAAUGCUGUGUAACCUUGGCAAUACAGCCUCGACGACGGGAAAUGAUACAAACAACAACGCAAACACGAACAGCAGUAUGGAGGACGACGAUUCUUAUCCACUGCCUACAAUUUAUCGCUGCCGUGCACCCAUAGCAAGUUUGGAUUGCAUGGAAGAGUUCAACGGCGGUGGCGGCGGCGGCGGCGGCGGCGGGGGCGGCGUAGACUCGGGCGUGCACUGCAGCAACGCGACCGGAACGAAGGAGCAGCUACUAACCAGCUGCAUUGCCGCACAAGCGCAGCGUUUGCAGCAUCCCUCGCCAGGUAUACGCUACCGCAACUUGGGCAAAAGCGGUCUACGUGUUUCCAAUGUUGGAUUAGGAACAUGGACCACCUUCGGCGUGGGCGGCUGCGGUAGCGAGGAGACCGCGGAGGCUGUCGUGGCCCUCGCCUACGACAGCGGGAUUAAUGUAUUCGACCUGAGCGAGGCGCACAGCGGUCACCGCGCCGAGAUCCAGUUCGGCCGUAUCCUGCUGAGGCGCGCCUGGAACCGUUCGAGUUACGUCGUCACGACGAAAAUUUAUUGGAACACCAAGACCGAGGGUCGCGGGCUAUCGCGGAAACACAUUAUCGAGUCCGUGCAAGCUUCGCUCGUCAGGCUGCAACUGUCGUACAUCGACAUUGUCAUGAUCCACAAAGUCGAUCCAAUGUGUCCGAUGGAAGAAAUCGUUCGCGCGAUGAAUUAUGUUAUAAGCAAAGGUUGGGUGAUGUAUUGGGGUACGUCGCGAUGGUCACCCGUGGAGAUUAUGGAAGCCUACACGAAUUGUCGGCAAUUUAAUUGCGUGACGCCGAUCGUCGAGCAGGCGGAGUAUCAUCUGUUUUAUAGAGAGAAAUCUGAGCUCUAUAUGCCAGAAUUGUAUAACAAAAUUGGUGUUGGUUUAAUGGCAUGGUCUACUGUCACCAUAGGGAUGGUUUCUUCGAAGACGGAUGAUUGCGGAGUAUCAUUCCUCUCGAGAUCUUCUUACAAAAACAAAUACUCCUCAUUUAGUUGGACGGAGGAUGAAACUCAAUCUUUGUACAAAGAGGAGUACGCGUGGAAAGACAAAUCAUCUGCGGAUGAGGAGACUCGGAAGUAUUCGGACAAAUUGCGGGACGUAUAUGCCCUUGCCGAAAGACUGGGGUGCUCUUUCGGGCAACUGGCCAUCGCGUGGUCUUUAAAGAAUGAAAGUGUUCAGUGCCUUCUGCUUGGUGCAUCCAAUAUAGAUCAACUGUACGAGAGUCUCCAAAGCUUACAGCUUAUCCCGAAGUUGAACGCGAGCAUAAUGAGCGAGAUCGAGAGGAUUCUUGACAACAAACCGUCCCGACCGCCGAUGAUAUCCACUCUGGCGCUGAGAUGACAAUCGAUGUGCCCCCACGGUAGCGGCGGGGGUUCUAUCGAAGAGGCGGGCAGUCCGAAGAGCGAGGGCGGCAACAGUCAGGAUCAGGAGCAGACCAAGGAAGUGAACAAUAAAAUGCCGUUCUGCGAGAUACAGUGAAGUCCGCAUGCGGACGGCGGACCGUCCCGUUGCUCCGCUUAAUAUUGAUGCCCGACCAUCGAUCACAACGUUGGUGGCCAAGGACCGACGCGACUAUCUCGCGUUUUCGCGUCCCGACGCUUUUUCAUUUUGGUCGCGAACCCGGUUGCGGGUCGAAGUGCACACACGACCAGCGAGUCGACACGACAAUAUAUUUACCAAUUACGAAUGGAACAUCCAUCUCCGGAGGCUCGCCGCCUCUCGGCGACGCGGCGAGAGCGUCCAACAUCUCUCUCGUGGGGUGGUCACCACACCCCGAAAUUUCACGCACGAUUUGUAUCUCUCGUACGUAUCACACUCGUGGACACUCGUAGAUAUGUAGGUGAUAAAACGCGACGCAUUUCAUCCGCGAGGUCCACCUGUCCCCCAUCUGUCUCUCCGUUUGACAGAACCGCCGCGUCGCACACGCUUUCGAAAAGCAUCACCGGGAACGGGUUACACUUGUUCCCGUGAAGAAAAACCGCGCGCCGCAAUAAAUUUCUCUUUAAUCUCCCUCAGAUUCAAGAGACUCUGUCCCGCCGGGAAGACUUCUUAUUCGCGAUUCCAAGUGUUCAUUACUCUUAGCGUUAAAUAAUCCCAUUUGCUACACUACGUAGUGAUGUAAUCAGGAAUUCGGGCAGAGUGUCACGAGUCACGAGUGUCCACCAAAACUGUAUACAUUCGUUCUGCCAUUCAUUGAUCGAGUAAAAGCGAUUUACGGACAAUUGAAUUCGGACGAUGCAGCACACACACGUCGAUCAUCUAAAAAAAAAUAAAAAAAAAAUUACGUCGUAGAUUAUAAGGAUUUUAUCGAGGAUGAUAAUUCUAUCAGAGCAGCGCUGCGUUUUAAGUGCUCUAUCAAGCACUCUUCAUCUCUAACGUGAAUGCACCUCACUCCAUCGACUUUGACGUCCAAUACGUAUUUCUUUCAACAGCCGUUGCGCUUGAUUCUUCGCAAUUUAUCCGACUUACCUUCGCUUUCUUCGUUUCUCCGUCUCCAUCCUCUCCCGCUUUCUAGUUUGUUUGAGGAUCGGGAAACGAUUACUUUAAGAGAGACGCGCGAUACACAGUACAAUACAAGUGAAAUACAUACGUCGUCGCCACGGAUUUUUCGCUUUUGCAAAGGAAUAAGUACUUCGCGCCUGUUUUCAAAAUAUAUUAGGCAUUGUACUAAAGGAUGAGUGCGGUUGUGGGGAAUAAAUUACGCGAGGAGUAAUUGCGGAAUAAUUGAGCCGACGAGUCCAAUAAUCGCGUCCAGUUAGUGGAACAAAUUGGUACGAGCGAUUUUCGCGAGAAGUGGGCUGGAGCGACACUUUAAUUCAAAGUCUGAUUCAGUCUCAUUAACCCGCCGGACUGAUUUGUUAGAACGUAAUCAAUUUCUUAGUGGCUAACGUUCGAAAUACUUUUCGCUGAAUAAACGCGAAAUCCGGUCAAACCGGAUGUAAAUUCUACUACAAUACGGAUACACGAAGGAUAACAAUAGAUUUACCGACGAAUUUUCGAAGAACCGGACACUAUAUAUAUAUAAAAGAUCUCUUUACGAUCUCGGAUAGAUGACCGUUUCUAUCGAGAGACACGUCCGUUUGUUUACCGCACACGAUAGCUUUUCGCUUCGCUUCGCCGUAAAAUGAGAGACGCAGGAUAUUUCUGAAGAAUGAUUCGAUGAAUCGUUUAUUUUAAUGAGACACACACACACACACACACACACACACACACACAAGGUUGGUAAUAAUUUACAAUUAUAUCUUUAUGCGAAGUAUCAUCGAGCAAUAUUCUCUUUCGGUAUUUACUUUGCCGUUCCCUCAUGCCAAAAUGACGAAGUGUCAUCAGCAGAUGCGACUCGUGCCAACCAAGCGCCGUUUCGCCGAUCAUUCGGAACAUUGCUCAAGUGUACGCGAUCGUGAGAAAAUGUCUCGCUCCCGUAAAAAUGAUAAUCCGUACGUAUUUAUAAAUGUAUGCAAACAUAAAAAAAAAGUCGUGCACACGUACACACACUUUGGACAUGCAGAUUUUAUCAACUUUUUUUAAUUAGUUCGAACGAAAAGCGUCGACGAAAUCUCUUCUUGGCGCGAUCACGCCGAUCGACGCGCCAAGAUCUAAUCUCUUUCGACUCGAAAUACCGUUGAUCAUCUGUAAUCAUGUAUUUUUAGCUUCCCUUUCGAAUGAGAAAUAUGUCAGAUUCACAUUUUUACGCGCGUGCGGGAGUUUUCCUAGCAUACCAUAUCGAUAUUAUUGACAUUCCACUUAAUCUUGUCAACUCAAUGAUAAAUGCCAAGCCUCUUGGAAAUGUACAAUGUCGCAUGUGCUCACGGAAAAGGAGAAAAAAAAGGGGGAUAAUGGAAGCUGCCAGUACACUUUUAUCGCGCCCGCAAUGCGGUCCCUUCAAGCCAGACUUUCGUCCGACAUGCGUGACAUAUUACACAUAGGUACAGCGAUGUAGGUUCCAAUGUAAAUAUUUGAAGGUGAUGAACAGGAGUGCAUGUCACGACAAAUAAAAAAAAAAUAAUUAAAAUAAAAUAUCGCGCACCAAGUAUCGAACGAAUUAUAUAGUAUUCGCGUAGCAAUAUGUACUUACCGACACGUUGCGAUCUCAUCGGCGGAAGGCAUCGAGCAAUAAUCGUCAUCAAUGCACGGGUCUCGGCAUUCUACAUUGUUUUUUUUUUUUAACAUUUCCGAAUAAGAAUAAAACUCCCGUUUAGAGGAACCAAUGGCCUUUAUCUUGACAUAUAUUAUAAAGAUGAUCUUUCUGGAAUAGCAAUUAAAAAGGUUUUAGCCACCGCUCGCGUUUAUUAAAAAAUUAUGUUUAAAAAUG